UGCUGCCUCCGUUCCUGCUGCUGCUACUGCCAGUGCUGCCGCCGCCGCUGCUUCUCACUGUGUCCGUUGGAUACCAGCGUGGAGAGGAGAGUGUUGUAUGUGUGAAGGCAGUGCAGUGUUGGCACCUGGGCCUCUGGAUCGUCAAGGCCGCUGGAUGUGGACGUGUCCAUGGAUGUGAAGGAUAUCUGUGAGAGCGAGGCCCUGCGCGAGAGCACCAGCGUGGUGGGCAUGGGCUCCCUGGGGCCCCUGGGCCAGUCCUCCGCCUCCGGCUCCUCGGGCCCGUCCUCCUGGUCUGCCUUCGCCCAGCGCAGCACCCUGCACGGCCUGCGCCACAUCUUCCCCUACUACGCCGGGGCCCCGUCCUCCCCCCACUCCCCGGCCUCGCUCUCCGCUCGCCGCGCCGUCCGCAGCCGCUUCUCCGUGGCCCGCCGGCUGCUCUGGACCGCCGCCCUGCUGGCCGGCGUCUUCGUGCUGGUGCUGGAGAGCGGCGAGCGGCUGGCCUACUUCCUGUCCUACCCGCACGUGACCUCGGUGGACGCGGUGGUGUCCGGCAGCCUGGUGUUCCCCGCCGUCACCGUCUGCAACCUCAACGCCUACCGCUUCAGCCGGCUCACCCGCAACGACCUGUACCACGCCGGCGAGCUGCUGGAGCUGCUGGACGUGCACCUGCAGAUCCCCGAGUCGCACCUGGCCGAGCCCCACGUGCUGGCCUUCCUGACGGAGCGCGCCAACUUCUCGGUGGGCUACAAGCCCAAGGCCUUCAGCAUGCGGGAGUUCACGGAGCGCGUGGGCCACGACCUGCAGGAGAUGAUGCUGUACUGCCGCUUCCAGGGACAGGAGUGCAGCCACCGCGACUUCCAAACCGUCUUUACCCGCUAUGGGAAGUGCUACAUGUUCAAUGGGCCAGAGGAGGGGAAGGACCUGCGGACGACCAUGAAGGGUGGCACGGGGAACGGCCUGGAGAUCAUGCUGGACAUCCAACAGGACGAGUACCUGCCCGUCUGGGGAGAGACAGAGGAGACGGCGUUUGAGGCGGGCAUCAGGGUGCAGAUCCACAGUCAGGCGGAACCUCCGUUUGUGCAUGAGCUGGGCUUCGGAGUGGCACCCGGGUUCCAGACAUUUGUUGCCACGCAGGAGCAGAGGCUGACGUACCUGCCUCCUCCGUGGGGCGAGUGUGUGGCCCAGGCCCAGGACGGGGGCUUCUUCCCUAUCUACAGCGUGACGGCCUGCCGCAUCGAGUGUGAGACCCGCUACAUCGUGGAGAACUGUAACUGCAGGAUGGUGCAUAUGCCUGGGGAUUCACCUUACUGCACUCCUGAGCAGUACAAGGACUGCGCCGAGCCUGCUCUUGUGGCCUUGUCAGCAGAGGAGAGCAGCAGUUGCAUCUGUCGAACACCGUGCAACAUGACCCGCUACAACAAGGAGCUCUCCAUGGUCAAAAUCCCCAGCAAGACCUCCGCUCGCUACCUGGAGAAGAAGUUCAAUCGAUCAGAAAAAUACAUCACGGACAACAUCCUGGUACUGGACGUCUUCUUUGAGGCUCUUAAUUAUGAGACCAUCGAGCAGAAGAAAGCCUACGAGGUGGCCGGCUUACUGGGGGACAUUGGUGGCCAGAUGGGGCUGUUCAUUGGUGCAAGUAUACUCACCAUCCUAGAGCUCUUUGACUAUGCUUACGAGGUGGUGAAGGAGAAACUGCUGGAUCUGCUCAGUAGAGAAGAGGAGGAGGAGAGUCACGGGGAGGAUGUGAGCACGUGUGACCCAGUGGUGAACCACUCGGAGACCAUCAGCCACACAGUGAGUGUCCCUCUUCAGACCACUCUGGGUACCCUGGAGGAGAUCGCCUGCUGA
Messenger RNA from Engraulis encrasicolus (European anchovy), 1848 nucleotides. RefSeq names its product acid-sensing (proton-gated) ion channel 2 (gene asic2). Gene Ontology annotation, biological process: sodium ion transmembrane transport. The record is from RefSeq and is a predicted model, not a curated record. Gene Ontology annotation, molecular function: ligand-gated sodium channel activity. Gene Ontology annotation, cellular component: plasma membrane. The coding region runs from base 169 to 1848 and encodes 559 amino acids. Lineage: Eukaryota; Metazoa; Chordata; Actinopteri; Clupeiformes; Engraulidae. The transcript has 11 exons.